GACGUCAGGGCUGCGCCGGAAGGCGGCGAGUGAGUCGGGGCUUCUCCCGCGUGGGGCGGCGGCGGCAUGGAGCGCGUCCGCGGCCCCCGGAGCGCGCGCCGGGAGCUGGGCCGCCUGCUGGAGGCGGUGCUGGCGAACCGCGCGGAGGCCAACGCCGUGUUCGACAUCCUGGCGGUGCUGCAGUCGGAGGACCCGGAGGAGAUCCAGGAUGCGGUGCGCGCCUGCAGCCGCCUGUUCGGGGCCUUGCUGGAGCGGGGGGAGCUGUUCGUGGGCCAGCUGCCCCCGGAGGAGACCGUCAUGGCAGGGUCCCAGGGGGCCACGCGGAAGUACAAGGUGUGGAUGCGGCACCGUUACCAGAGCUGCUGCAACCGCCUGGCCGAGCUCCUGGCCCAUCCCUCCUUCCAGGUCAAGGAGCUGGCCCUCAGUACCCUCAUGAAGCUCGUGCAGCUGGAAGGGGCGCACCCCCUGGAGAAACCCAAGUGGGAGGGCAGCUACCUGUUUCCCCGCCAGCUCUUCAAGGCAGUGGUGGACGGCCUGCUGUCCCUGGAGGAGGACUGCUCGCUGCUCCUCUCCCAGUUCUGCCAGUACCUGGAGCAGGACGACGUGCGCUACCACGCGAUGCAGGCGGCCGCAGACACCGUGGCCAGGGUCGCCAACGCACACCCCGAGGUGCCCCUCACCUUCUGGAACAACGUGUUCACGCUGCUGUCCGCCGUGAGCCUGCCCCGCCAGGAGAGCGACAUCGCUAACUUCUACGUGCGGCACACAGAGCUGUCGGACAAGUGGAAGGUCACUCAUCUGAAGGAGCACAGGAAAGCCUUCCAGCUGAUGUGGCUCAGCUUCCUCAAGCACAAGCUGCCCCUCAGCCUCUACAAGAAGGUGCUGGUGAUCAUGCAUGAGUCCAUCCUGCCCCACCUGGCCCAGCCCAGCCUCAUGAUCGACUUCCUCACCCGCGCCUACGACAUCGGGGGCGCCAUCAGCCUCCUGGCCUUGAAUGGACUUUUUAUCCUGAUUCAUGAGCACAACCUGGAGUACCCCGAUUUCUACCGCAAGCUCUACGGCCUCCUGGACCCGUCCGUCUUCCAUGUCAAGUACCGGGCGCGCUUCUUCCAUCUGGCCGACCUCUUCCUGUCGUCCUCCCACCUGCCCGCCUACCUGGUGGCUGCCUUUGCCAAGCGCCUGGCCCGCCUGGCCCUGACGGCGCCACCCGAGGCCCUGCUCAUGGUCCUGCCCUUCAUCUGCAACCUGCUGCGUCGACACCCAGCCUGCCGCGUCCUUGUGCACCGGCCGCGGGGCCCUGAGCUGGACGCCGACCCCUACAACCCCGACGAGGAGGACCCAGCCCAGAGCCGAGCCCUGGAGAGCUCCCUGUGGGAGCUGCAGGCGCUCCAGCGGCAUUACCACCCCGAGGUGUCCAAGGCGGCCAGCGUCAUCAACCAGGCGCUGUCUGUGCCCGAGGCCAGCAUCGCGCCCCUCCUGGAGCUCACUGCCUUCGAGAUCUUCGAGCGAGACCUGAAGAAGAAGGGGCCCGAGGCGGUGCCGCUGGAGUUCAUCCCUGCGCAGGGCCUGCUGGGCCGGUGUGACGACCUCUGCGCCCAGCACUUCACACUCAGCUGACCCUGGGCCCCCCUCCCCCCAAUAAGUGGUUUUGUAGGAGCGACUCAGGUGGGCUGUGGGCGGGCGAGCAGGGGCCUGGCUCCCCCUGAGCUGUGCCCACAGGGCUGCAGUCCAUAGAGCCCCGCCCAGCAGGGGACAGCAAGGGGGUCCUUCCUUCCCGUGUGCCAGGGGUGCGUCCCCAGAGCUGACGGGGGCCCUGACUCAGGCUCCUCCCAGGUGGCCCCACCAUGGAGCAGUCCCAGCACUUGGCGCUCCCCAUCCCCCGUCCCUCCAGUGCAGCAACAGUGUCUUCCGGCUGCUGCCAGUCUGGGCGGCCCCCUCCCAUGGCUCCCUGUCCCGAGGAGCCAGCCGUGUCAGACACCCUUUCCGGGCUUGACCCCAACGACACACACAUCUUCCUCCUCACCAGCCAGCCCAAGGGCGGGGCCCUGACCCUCAGACCCCCUUCCAUCAUGUCCAGGCGGGAGCUCAGUGCUUGAGGUCGACCUAGGAACCAGGAGGUCACGGACUGAUUCUCAAUCAGGGCACAGGCCCGGGUUAGGGGCUCGAUCCCCAGUGGGGGGCGUACAGGAGGCAGCUGAUCCAUGAUUCUCUCUCAUCACUGAUGCUUCUCUCUUCCUCUCCUU
Molecule: messenger RNA, 2243 nt
Organism: Myotis myotis
Lineage: Eukaryota; Metazoa; Chordata; Mammalia; Chiroptera; Vespertilionidae
Gene: NOC4L
Product: nucleolar complex associated 4 homolog
Exons: 15
Coding region: 67-1617 (516 amino acids)
Biological process (GO): ribosome biogenesis
Cellular component (GO): nucleolus; Noc4p-Nop14p complex; small-subunit processome
Source: RefSeq, a predicted model, not a curated record